Messenger RNA from Peromyscus eremicus (cactus mouse), 1538 nucleotides. RefSeq names its product solute carrier family 66 member 2 (gene Slc66a2). Lineage: Eukaryota; Metazoa; Chordata; Mammalia; Rodentia; Cricetidae. Gene Ontology annotation, biological process: retrograde transport, endosome to Golgi; phospholipid translocation. The coding region runs from base 414 to 1229 and encodes 271 amino acids. The transcript is spliced from 6 exons. The record is from RefSeq and is a predicted model, not a curated record. Gene Ontology annotation, cellular component: endosome; trans-Golgi network.
UACAUUGUGCCAGAGCGCGGCGUUAGCUGGAGAUAGGUUCACGUGGUCACUUGGCCUGUAAGCGCCUCCCUGUAGAAUUUUUACUAAUCUAGGACACACAGCAGAACAGAGCUGAGUGCCCGCCACCACUUCGGUCCUACCCUGCAGUGCGCGCUUUAGGACCCAGUGGGGUAGCCGUGGGAUCCUGGAGUGGGCGUGUCCGCCAUUGUGACGUCACGGGGCGGGGCUUCUUCUGGCUGGGACUGAGGGACAGAAGGACCGACCAGCGCUGAGUGGUUGGUCGGGAUGGUGGCUGACUGCGCAGGAUAGUGGCGGCCAUGUGGAGGUGACAGUCAGCCUGUGGACUCAGGGAGCGCAAAGGAGCUUGGACCAGGUGGACGCCGCUGGCUGGCAGCGCGGCCUCGGUGCUGGCGAUGGAAGCGGAAGGUUUGGGUUGGCUUCUGGUCCCGCUGCACCAGCUGGUUUCCUGGGUGGCCGCCGGGGCCAUGGUCUUCGGAGGGGUGGUGCCAUACAUCCCUCAGUACCGAGACAUCCGGAGGACUCAGAACGCCGACGGUUUCUCCACCCACGUGUGCUUGGUGUUACUGGUGGCCAAUAUUUUACGGAUACUCUUCUGGUUUGGAAGGCACUUCGAGUCCCCGCUCCUGUGGCAGAGCAUAGUCAUGAUCCUUACCAUGCUGCUGAUGCUGAAGCUCUGCACCGAGGUCCGCGUGGCCAACGAGCUGAACAUCAAACGCCGCUCCUUUGCAGCUACAGACAGUAAGGAUGAAGAACUCAAAGCCCCCCCCAGGCGGCCCUACCUGGACUUUGAUCCUCACCAUUUCUGGCACUGGAGCAGCUUUGCAGACUAUGUACAGUGUGUCCUGGCCUUCACCGGUGUGGCGGGCUAUGUCACCUACCUGUCCAUCGACUCGGCUCUGUUUGUGGAGACACUGGGCUUCCUGGCUGUGCUGACCGAGGCCAUGCUGGGUGUGCCACAGCUGUAUCGGAACUACCGCCACCGCUCCACCGAGGGCAUGAGCCUCAAGAUGGUGCUCAUGUGGACAAGUGGCGACACCUUCAAGACAGCCUACUUCUUGCUCAACGGCGCUCCUCUGCAGUUCUCAGUCUGUGGUCUGCUGCAGGUCAUGGUGGACCUGGCUAUCCUGGGGCAGGCCUAUGCCUUUGCUCACCACCCCCAGAAGCCAGCACCCCACGCAGUGCACCCGACUAGUGCCAAGGCUCUCUGAGGCAUCUCUGGAAGACAAGGACAUGUGACCAAUCAGCCGUGGGUGCUGAGUCCCAGCCUAUGCGUCUGCAUUCGGGAGGCUGGCCCUGUGCACUCCACAGAUGAACAGGCCGCGUGUGGGCAGAGAUAGGAAGUUGAGUGCUUGUCCCCGUAGCCUUCAGGUGGGGGACUCGGGGGAUAGUGGAGCUAGGGCUGGCUCUGUGGUGUUUUCAAGGUGAUAGAAAAGGCAGGUGUCUUUCCCUACCUCCUUCAGGAAAACACUGGCCCGACCCUGAAGUAGGUUCAUGCAACUGAGCAAGACGGCAGGCAC